GGCGCCCUGGUCACUAUGGCACUAUUUUAUAAUAAUUCUAUUUUGGUUGUCAGAUCAUUGUUUUUACUGGCUGUAUUUAAAAAUUCAGGUGCUGACAGCUCGGAAGGGCUUACAAAAUCCGAUCCCAACGACAUAAUGGCAGGAUCUGGAGUUGCCAAGCAGCUGUUCGCCUGCAAUUUCGAGGUGUUCGGUAAAGUGCAAGGUGUAUUCUUCCGCAAGUACACGGAACAGACGGCCAAGUCCCUGGGUGUUUAUGGCUGGUGCAUGAAUACCCGAGAUGGAACCGUAAAGGGACAACUGGAGGCUCCCCUGGCGGAACUAAACGAAAUGAAACAUUGGCUCCAGACCAAGGGAAGUCCCAGUUCGAAGAUCUCAAAGGCCGAAUUCACGCCAGCUCAGGAAAUCGAGGCCUAUACCUUCAGUACCUUCGAUAUAAGACGUUAAAAAUGGAUUAUUAGAAGGACUACCAGAGGCUUAAAGAAUAAUUUCAAAAAACCCUAAAUAUUCCCACACCACACCAAAAAUAUAUGUAUUCCCAAAACAAAAACAACAAAA
Messenger RNA from Drosophila subpulchrella, 555 nucleotides. RefSeq names its product acylphosphatase-2. The record is from RefSeq and is a predicted model, not a curated record. Gene Ontology annotation, molecular function: acylphosphatase activity. The coding region runs from base 16 to 444 and encodes 142 amino acids. The transcript has 4 exons. Lineage: Eukaryota; Metazoa; Arthropoda; Insecta; Diptera; Drosophilidae.